Molecule: messenger RNA, 961 nt
Organism: Bursaphelenchus okinawaensis
Lineage: Eukaryota; Metazoa; Nematoda; Chromadorea; Rhabditida; Aphelenchoididae
Source: the annotation of a GenBank genome assembly
AUGGCGUACUCGGUUUACAACUAUAACUACCAAGUUGCAAUAAUAUUUGCUAUAUUAAUCGCUGCGUUAUUACUAUUGGCAGCUGUUAUACUCGGACUUUACUAUGCCUUUGUAGCCAGUGUAAGUAAAAGAUUUAAUCGUUUUUUAAUUGACAAGCAUAUUCUUUAAAGCUUACUGUAGUCUCGCUAAGUUGUAACUAUAAUAAAGCUUACAACUCUAUAAUAUUAUAUUUUAGACUAGAAAACCCAAAGGCGGCAGCAGAUUCACACGAACGCCAAGCACCCUACCACCAAAAUCUCAAUGGCAACAACCACAACAAGUAUUCCAACCUCAAUAUCCACCACAACAAUACCAACAAGACUACGGACAACCACAAGACUAUCCUCAACAACAAUAUGGAUAUGAUCCAAGACAACAACCUCAAGAGUAAGAUAAAAAUUACUGGUUUAUAAGCUAUUCAAAACACUUUCUGUUAAACAUAAUAACGACAUCCUGAUCAUUCCGUGUAACACAAGUAAUAUUAAGUUAGGUAUAUAAAUAUUUACAAAAAAAUUUAGGUACCAAUACGAUCCAAGACAACAACCAGACAGCGGAAACUAUUCGCAAGCCGCGCCCGCAAAUCAAGGUUAUCCAUCAGAAACGCUUCACACAGUCAAAGUCCGUGAAUUACAGCCAGAAUACAUCUAUCAACAAGUAAGACAAUGUCCUGAAUUUUACAUUACCUAUAACAUAUACCAUUUCACCUAAAGAAUAACUUUUUGCUCAAUAUCAAAAAGACAACAAUCACAUGUCGUUUUACGUCUUAAACUUGUGUAGUAAUUUUCAGAAAAAUUUAUUCAUUUCUUUUCAGGGCCCAGUGACAUGGACCACUACCCAAACAGUGGUAGAUCCCAACAACUACAACCAAGCAGUACAACAAGCCCAAGCUAACGUACCAUCGUAUCACAUGUCGUCAGUCUAA